ACCUUGAAAAUGAGGGCCACAAAACAGACCUUAAAAAUGAGGGCCACAAAACAGACCUUGAAAAUGAGGGCCACAAAACAGACCUUAAAAAUGAGGGCCACAAAACAGACCUUGAAAAUGAGGGCCACAAAACAGACCUUGAAAAUGAGGGCCACAAAACAGACCUUGAAAAUGAGGGCCACAAAACAGACCUUAAAAAUGAGGAGCACCAAACAGACCCGAAGAAUAAUGAGCAUAAGCCAGACCCGACGGAUGAGAAGCACAGAACAAAGCUGAUGAAUAAGGAAUACGAGGCAGACUUAAUAAAAGAGGAAUUUGAAACAGACCAGAAAAAGGAGGGAUGUGAACCAGACCUGCAGAAUGAACAGAAAAUAAACCUGGAAAAUGAGGAGCAUGGGCCAAACCCGAAGAGAAAAGAGCAUAGUGCAGAUUUUAGUCAUGAGGAGCGCGAAAGGGACCUGGAGAAUAAGGAAGGUGAAACUGGCGUGGAGAAUGAGCAGAAAACAGACCCAAAGAACGAGGAGCAGAAAGCAGAUCUGAAUAAUGAGUGUGAAACAGACCUAGAGAAUGAGGAGCGCGAAUUAUUCCCGAAGAAUGAGGAAUGCGGAGCAAACCCGAAGAAUGGGGACUUUAAAGCAGACCCAAAGAAUGAGGAAUGUGAAGCAGACCCUGAACAUGAGGAAAUUAAAGCAGACCCUGAAAAUGAGGAAAUUAAAGCAGACCCAGAGAUUGAGGAAUUUAAAGCAGACCCAGAGAUUAAAUGAGGAAUUGAAAGCAGACCCAGAGAUUGAGGAAUUGAAAGCGGACCCGGAGAUCGAGGAAUUGAAAGCAGACCCAGAGAUUGAGGAAUUGAAAGCAGACCCAGAGAUUGAGGAAUUGAAAGCAGACUCUGAAAGUGAGGAAUUGAAAGCAGACCCAGAGAUUGAGGAAUUGAAAGCAGACCCAGAGAUUGAGGAAUUGAAAGCAGACCCGGAGAUUGAGGAAUUGAAAGCAGACCCAGAGAUUGAGGAAUUGAAAGCAGACCCUGAAAAUGAGGAAUUUAAGGCAGACCCGCAGAUUGAGGAGCUCAAAGGAAACCUCGGUGACGAGAAAAACCCUACACAUUUAGGCUGGGAACCACAGGACACGAAUGACGAUCAUGAGGAGAAUGAGGAAGAGGAAAACGGCCACGUGGACGGGACCGAGUUUACGUCUAAUCGAGGAAAAAUGAGUGGGAAGUCUAAAUGUGUACUUACAGAAAAUGGCAUACUGGAAUUGUAUAGCCAAAAUUUACAGCAUUCUAUUAAUGUGCAAGUUAUCUUCGUGGCAACUAAUGACAUGAUGUCUUACCUCCGUUUAUCUGAUGGAAAACAUGUCUCUCCCGUUGUUUUACUUGUGAAGAAAGAUGGCAAACCUGGUUUCGGUGUUGGUGCUGUUCUUACUAUUCAUGAUGUUGCAAUGCAUAUAGCACCAGGGAAAUCUGAUAAAAAUGAGAAAGACAGUAACUUGGUAGAAGUUGGCUUUAACCAAGUGAUUAUCAAAAAGUAUAAUAUACUGCAAAGUCAGUCAACUGUUGGUAAAAUCCUUGGGUCUUUGGAUCAGUCUGCAACAUAUAGGGAUGCUAUCCGACAUGUCCAAGAGCCAUUAAGAAUAAAUGAUAGCAAAUUUGAAGCUUAUAUUAAAUUUGAUGCUAAAACAUGCAAGCAGCUCACGGCCGAGGGUGAAAAGGCACGAGAAAAGGGCAACUACUAUUUUAACAAAAAAGAUUUUAAUCAAGCAAUAAUCCAUUAUGAUAUAGCAAAGAAAAAGGACCCUUACGAUCAUCGGGUUUGGUCUAACUGCAGUCAGGCGCUCUUUAAAUUGGGGCAGUAUGCCUAUGCUGAGUCGGAUGCCCUCAUUGCCAUCAAGCUGAACCCUUUUCAUAUGAAGGCAUAUUAUCGAGCAGGACAAGCUGCCACAAAACAGUACAGGAAAUCCACUGCAGAAAUCUAUGCACGCUCUGGUAUUUUUGCAUGUGGCAGCAGUCCAGAACUCCUACAGUUAUUAGAAGAAAUACUUAAUCCCUCAAAAAAAGCCAAUAUAGAAAUUGCAGCAACAUCAUUAUCUUCAACCAGCACGUCCGUUACUGGCAAGUUAGAACCGGAAUCAGCCAAACAUAGUUCGAAUACUUCUUACAUGUACAAAGUGACAAAGGGAACUCAAGCUAAUAUCGUGGAGGUCACCAUACAUGACAAAUGUGACUAUCAAAAGGGAACUGGGAAAAAGACUAAACAAGAUAAGGGAUCAAAGGAAAAUCUAGUACAUAUUGCAGGAUUAGCCCAGCUGGAAGAACGUUUAAUGAAUGAAGUACAUGAAAUGUGGGAUAAAGGUGAGGAGAUGGAAAACAAUAAGCAAAAAGGCAAUAACCAUGAGAAGGAGAAAAAGGCAGAAGAAAAGCGAAGAAAUAAGGUAGAGGAGAUAACAAAACUGGAAGAGAAAGGCUGCACUAAUGAGUACUUCUUGGAGUGCUUACAUAGAGCAAGAAGAGCAUAUGAGGAGAGGAACUUCAUGAAGGCAGUGGUUUUGUUUCAACAAUGCCUUGAUGUCUAUAGUCUUGAAAAUGUACGACGAUGUUCUGCAGCUGAGCCCCAUUAUGAGCCAACGCUCCAGUUUCUGGUUGCAGCAACUGCAAUCAAAGGGGAGCCUGACCAGCCUUUGGAGGCCAUAAAAAUUAUGGAGUCGCUACUCAAGCAUUCAAGUAUCUUCCGUAAUUCUCCCGCCAUUUAUUACCUCCUCGCCCUCGGAUACAGCAAGAAGUUUAUUUAUCAGAGCCGGAAUAGAACAGACAUAACAGAUGUUUUCACGAUCAUAUCCUGUAAUCAGAGCUAUCAGUUGGUGCAGCAGUAUUCCAAGAAAUGUGGUGAAGCCAUUAAGGAGCAAAAGACGGCACCAGCUAUUAAGUGGCCUGGUUCAAAUGACCCCAUACCAGAAACUGUGGUGUCAUAUAUGAAGGUGCUACAUCUAGCCUUUAUGAAGGAGAUGGAGACCCUUCUGCCCAGACGUCCACCACAGAAGACCUCGUCACAGGAAUCGGAUAAUAAAACUAGCGCUUCAAAUAUUACGGCUGAAGAAGAUUCUGUCAUCGUAAAUAACAAGAAUAAAACUAGUAUGGCACGGUCCACCCCAGUAUCCAGGUGUCGUUUUAAGGAGUGCUUGUCAACUCAAGGUCAUGACAACGCUACUGAAGAGAUUUAUGUUACAGAUCCUGAAUUCAAAGGUUAUUUAGAAGUCAUAUGUGAAGAAAACUGCAUUAUCAGCUACCAUCCCUGCUGUUGGAAGGCUCAUAAAGAGUGUCAAGAGGACAGAGUCGGCAAAUUGUCAGACAAAGAUUUCUUAGGCACAGACUGCAUAACUCCAGAUUGUACUGGAAAGAUUUCUAGUAUUCACAUCUAUGAUGAGACUGGAAACUUAAAAAUUGAAUUAAGUAACAAGAAAGAUAAAAAGAAUGCUCAAAAUUCUGUUAAGCAAAAGAAAAAGAAGGAUAAGAAGAAGGAGAAAGCUCAAGCUAACAAAAAUGCAGACAAAAAGAAAACUAAACAUGAGAGUGUGAGUGAAGAUACAGCUAGUACGGAAAAGACACAAGCCAAAACAGAAACUGAAGCUGAAAAGACCAAAUCUGUUAAUAAUAAUGAAAUAAACAGUGAUAAAAAAAAGACCCCAGCCUGUAUGCCAAACCUUCCAAUAGACCCAGAGAGCCUGGAGAGUUCCCAGGUUAUAGUUCUAAAACCCACAACAGAGCGCGAGGAGCCAACAGAAACCAAAACUUCAAAGAAAAAUAAAAAGAAGAAAAACAAGAAAAAUAAAGCCAUCCAGCCGGAUUUGCUUGGAGAUCCUUUAGAAUGUGAACAAAGCAAUCAGAAUGAAUAUGUUGCUCGGUUGAAACUUCUGAAACAGGAGCGAGAAGCUCUAGAAAAUGAUAACGUUCCCUUACUCAAAAUCCCCCUUGCAAUACCCACUCGGGAAACACCCUCGGAGCAGGUUCUAGAAUUGUUAGAUCCAGACAAUCCCUUCUAUCUCCCUGAACAUCUGAGGGACAACCCGAAGGCUCUAGAAUCAGUUUUACAAAAUAAGAUGUCUGCUGGCUCUUCAGUGUCAAGUAUUGUAUCAGGCAUUCGUCCAGAGAGCAUCACUGUCCUUUUAGACUUCAUGUAUGAUUGGCUGAAGUCGGAGGGACCCAUGUCCAUCACUGAUGCUCGAAUAAGACAGUGUGUUGAGGAAAACUUCCCCCCUGAAGCCAAUACACAUGUUGUACAGUGUGGAGGGAUCAAGCAGUUUCUCUUGCAGUCUAUUAACUUUGCCAUGAUAGAUGAGGUAAUAUGUGUUAGAGACCACGUUGUAAGAGCUCAGGAAAUGAUGCGGAAAUCCGUGGUGGAACGGAUGAAUACGUCACGGUACCUGAUAAGUGAUGGUCGCAGAGCCAAGAAAUUUACACACCUCUUGGAUGACACAAAGAGCAGCUGUUCUUCGUCUUCUUCUGCAUCCCACAUGGCAGGCUCAGGUGUCUCUUAUGCCUCAACGGGACUCUCAGGUACAACAACUUCCUCAGUGAAGCUGGUCAAUGGGGAAAUGAACAAUAACAGCAAGGAAUCCAGGAAGAAUGUGCCAAGCAACUUCACAAGUGGCCUUGAUGAAUUUGACACUUCUGAUAUGCCUGCAGUGCGACCAAAACUUAAUCCCACUGCCCCAGAGUUCGAACCUCGAUCAAAUGAUGAAGAGGAAGAGGACUUCAACAAUGAAUUAUGCUCAGACGAUGAAGAAGAAAAUGGCAAAUCUUCUAGCAAGGGCUUAAGGACUCCCAAACACUCAGAGUGUGAAUCAAAUCAGGAUCCUGGAAUUACAACACAGGAUGGAGAUGAGCUGUUCCAGUCAGAUGAGGAUGAGGAAUAUGCGGACGAUGAGGAAGAACAGUAUACUGAGAGUCUAGAGAACCAACUCAAACAGAAGCAAGAGCAGAUACAGACGCUGAAUGACCGGCUGUACCAGAUGAAGACUCAGAUGGGCUUGGAAAUCACAAAGCUCAAACAACAGGUGCAAGAUAUCAAGGAAGAGAAAAGGACAAUUCAAACGGAAAAGGAGAGCUUAUCAGCCCAACGUGAAAAUGAGACCAAAAAGCUGCGUUCAGAAUUGUCCCGCUUGCAAGAGGAGAUGAAGGCAACUCAAACCCGCAGUCAGUCCCUAGAAAACAAGUGUGAGAGAUCAAAUGACCGUGCCAACGAGUUUGAGGCUAAACUAAUGGAGGAACAGGAAGUGACAGCACAGCUGCGGGAAGAAAUUAGGAACCUCCAGGAGUCCCUAACCAGCAGUUCACGGCGAGCACAUGAAGCAGAGGUGAAGUACCUUUGCACCAAGAAGGACCUGGUGGAGGCACAUCUCACAAGGACAAUUAACCGCUUGACUGAGGAAGCGAGUCUAAUGCGUCUCCUGCACCAGACGGCAUCUGAUGAAACAAAGCCAGACCGAGCCACGCUCUCUCGAUCUAUUGUGGCAUGGGAUGACAGUAUUAAGAGCUUGCGGGACCGGAAACGCAUCUUCCUG
Molecule: messenger RNA, 5553 nt
Organism: Penaeus monodon (black tiger shrimp)
Lineage: Eukaryota; Metazoa; Arthropoda; Malacostraca; Decapoda; Penaeidae
Molecular function (GO): protein binding
Source: RefSeq, a predicted model, not a curated record